Arachis duranensis is the source of this 921-nucleotide messenger RNA. RefSeq names its product epsin-3. Gene Ontology annotation, molecular function: phospholipid binding; clathrin binding. NCBI's taxonomy places the organism in Eukaryota, Viridiplantae, Streptophyta, Magnoliopsida, Fabales, Fabaceae. Gene Ontology annotation, biological process: endocytosis. Gene Ontology annotation, cellular component: clathrin vesicle coat; plasma membrane; endosome. The transcript is spliced from 5 exons. The record is from RefSeq and is a predicted model, not a curated record. Bases 1 to 921 code for a protein of 306 amino acids.
AUGGGAAGUGUACUACUAGAGCAAAUCAAGAAGCAGACAACAAAUUUCCUUCAAGAAAAGUACAAAUCUGCUAGGAUUACAUUUACAGAUGUUACUGAAAUUGAAUUGUUGGCUGAGGAAACAAUAAAUAAGGAUGACUGUAGCCCUGAUGCCAAGACCAUGACUAGAAUUGCAGAGGCAUCCUUUGAGUUAGAUGACUAUUGGAGGAUUGUUGACGUCCUUCACUCAAAGUUUUGCACAAUUGAUUGGGAACAAUGGAGGCAAUCUUACAAUGCACUAGUUCUUCUAGAAUUCCUAAUAACACAUGGUCCUGUAGAGUUUGCUCUGGAAUUUCAACGUGAUGCGGAAAUUAUAGAAGAACUAGGAAGGUUUACAUAUAUUGAUGAAAGGGGGUUUAACUGGGGAGCAAGAAUGCUAAAGCUAUCAGAGCAUAUACUAAAACUAUUAGAAGGUGGAGAAGCUCUCAAUGAAGCACGUUUGAAGGCUCUCAAGAUAACCAAUGAAAUCCAAGGCUAUGGAAUUUCAUCAUCCUCACCAUCUUCCUCGUCGUCGUCGCCGUCGUCGUCAUCGUGGCCAUCUUCCCCUUGUUCACCACAAGGACCUCUACCAGCAUUUCGUUCAUUUUCUACCCCAACCACUCCAACUCCUUCCUUCUUUGAUAAUAUUAAUUCCAAAAAUAAUAAUAAUAGAAAACACCUUUGGGGUGGUGCUAAUGAAACAGUAGUUGAAGAGAGGAAUGUGUUGAUUGAUGAUGAUGAUGAUGAUGAUGAUGGAAAAUUGGAGAAACCAAAAGGGUUUGUUAGUGAAAUCUGCUCAAAGAUUAUUGGAGAUCCAAAAGUUGCAGGAUUCAGAUGCCUUUCUGAUGUUGGAAGAAAGGAAGUUAAGAAGAAAUAUGAUCGCCAAAGUUCACUUUGGUUUUAA